AACCUCAUGGUUCCUAGUCGGAUUCAUGUCCGCUGCGCCACAAUGGAAACUCCUAAAGAAGUGUUUUUAAAAUGCCACUAUUCCUUGUCUGAAGGAGCAAGAGCUGAAGCACCUGUUGAGACUCACUCUAAGUAAACUCGUGGUCACUAAUGGGGAUAGACCCACUGAAGAUGUUGAAAGGUACACCAACAAUAAGUGUUACGUGCUUUAUCUUUUGAUUUCGAGGAGGAAAGGCAGAUUUUUAAUGCAUUAACCUUCAGCCAUAUUCUCACAUGCAGGUGAAGUCAUUAAAGAAUUUCACAUGCGGGAGAUAGUAAGAAACUAUGGUUCCUUAGUUUUGCACUAGGAAGAAAAUUCUAUUACUCUGUAAUAGAAUGUUUCCUGGUUCAAUGUUGACAAAUGUUGUGUUCACAAUGUGGUAGAAAUUAAAGUCCCAUUUCACCUUUACCUGUUCAGUGAUGGCGAUAGCUGUCUUUUAUUGAGCAUCUUACACCGCAAGGUGCUGUCUGUGUAAGGUCCCUAAUUCUCACCUCGACUCCAGAAGCAGGUGUUGUUAUCCCAGCUUACACAUUAGGAAACUGAGGAUCAGAGAAGUUAAGAAACUUACCUAAUGUCACAGAGGAAAUAGCAGAGGCAGGAUUGGAAUUUGGGUGUAUUUCAAACCUAGAUGGACCUGUUUCUAAACACCACAUUCUUUUCUCUAUCUGCACUGAGUUUUAAUUAUUUAAAACUCUAGAAACACGAACAAAAGCUAAUUCAAACUUAGCCAAGCAGAUGGGAAUCAAACAAAACAAGUAUGCAUACUCUAGUUAGAAGAGUGUCCAAACAAAUGAACAGUCGCUGUCAGAUUUUAAAUUAUCUCAACCCAAUUCCAAAAUAUUACCCUAUAGAGAGCUGCACUUGGCCUAGUUAUGGAUCACCCCCAUUCCCCAACAGGGGUGCCCAAGUGGGUAAGAGAAUUGCCAGGAUAUGUAUUCCCUCUGCCCUGGGGGCUUCCUGGGGGGGGAGGCACAGGAAGGCCAUCCCCAGGCAUGUCCUCCUGGCCAGGAAUGGCUCGUGGAUUUACCCUAGCGAAUCAUACAGAUACCAUCUCUUUUAAUGUCUGCCAGCCCUUGAAAAAAGUCAGGAAGCACUAGGCUAAAGAGUGCUGAUGCAGGAAACAAUACAAGUAAUUUUGACAUAGGUGUGAGAACUGAUCUCUGCUCCCAACAUCACCACCCACUGUAAUGAUUUAUAACCCUCAAGCCAGUUGAUUUUUAGUGUAUUUUUGAUUUGGCUUGAAAGGAACUCUCUGGUAUUAUUAAGACACAUAGCAUCAGGAAGAGAGAUUCCAAAGCAGUGUGCUGUAGACAGUAGAGAGAAAUCAUGCGCCCCACUCUGCAUUCACGUAUAACACUAUUCUGUCCUGGUCACUUUGAAUUAUGCAGAUAAGAAGAUCAAUACAAAAAAACCAUUUGCAUUCAAGAUUGUUAUAGUUCUCACCGAGAGAAAAACCAAAUACCUUGGAGAUGAGGAAUAGUCAUUAAGGUGUACUAAAGUAGAGACCGACUUACUACUAAUGCUGAGUGAAGAAAAAGAGUGGAAUUUUUGACUUCUGGCUGUGAUCAGUUGUAGUGAUUUUCAGAACGUAUAUGAAUAUAUUCAGUAUCACUUAAUAGCGGAAUGAUAUUCAGGAAAACAUCCAUUGGAAUUUUCAUUCAGAUGCUCUGUGUACUUGUAAAACUUUGCAUUCGUUAACUUGUCUGCUCUAUUUAGAUUUGUUUUGGAAGUUUAUUUAGAUAAAUAUUUUUACGAAAAACACAGAACACUCUGUGGCAGAGUAUUAUUUAUUGACCGUAAUUCAUGAAAUAAUCUAUUUUUACUCCUCUGAGAAAUACUUGUUUUUGAUAUAUCUCCAUUAAGUGCUUUUGUCAUGCGAGGAUAUUUCGAUGUUUUUAUAAAACUGAUUGUUAAGGUAACAGGUAUAGUAUUUUAGGACACUUUACGGGCAGCCUUUGCUUUUUCAUGGAAACCUACACCUGAAAAAUUCCCUGGGAAGCAGAAAAAGAACCAACAGUCCCUUCUACCUGCCAUCUCUUUUGCGUAACAGCAUCGCUCCUCGUUUCCACCACCAGAUGGUAUUUUUCUAUAAACUGAAAUGUUAACUUUGCCUCUUCUGCCCGUCCCUCCCCUGCAUGGAGAGCUGCUCUGCCAAGAGCAGGCUUAGGGGCAGGAGAGGACCAAGACAGAAUCCCAGAAGAUGGGGCAGACACGUGCUUGCUUAAAUCACCACAGUCCUUUAGAGUGACGAGGGGGACAAGUGAAAUGAAAGCAAGCUAUUGUAAAGGCUGUCUAAUGGGCAGAUAAAAAAAAGCGAAACAGCGCACAGUAGGGACUAUGUAUGGUCUGUCAUAUUUUUAAAUAUACUUGUUUGUAUUCUUUUUGCCUUAUGAAAAAAACAAAUAAUGUGUAAUAGUUUUGAAGGGUAGAAGUUCUACCUAGUUUUGAGUGAGUUUUCUUCAAGAGGGUGAGAGUGUUACGAUGCUAAACUUGCCCAAAAAAGAGACCACUGAGAUGCUGAUAAUUUUAGUAAUCUUUUAAAAAAUGUUGAGGAGGCAAAGGUUACAAAUUAUGCCAUACCAAAAUAAAUCUAUAAAUCUGUUUGGGGUCACUACUUUGACUUUCGAUUGAUUCAGUUUGUAAUAACUCUUAAUGACCUCUGUUUACAAUAAAGACUCUGUAAAAUUGUUUGCUGUUCAUUUUUUAAUUGCUGAAAUAUUAGCAGGUUUCCACUUAAUCAUAUAAACGUGCCGAAUGUAAAUACAGCUUGAGCCUUGGACGCUGCCGGUAUUUGUGUAAUCUCUGGAGUCCUGGAGCUCAGAGUUAGAAAUUGUACAGCCCCCGUCUGGCAAGCCUCUCUCCAGUGGCUUUUCCCCCAGUAUCCCAGGGGAAUGUGCAUCUCACUGUCCUUGUCACCCCUGUCAAGCUGCAAGAGGCCAGACCCUGGAGGCGAGCGAGUUGGUUUGCCAUAGGGCAGGCUCCAGGCCAGAUGGGUGGAGCUUCAAAGACUCAGGUCUAAAAUCCCCACCUGGCAUGAUUCAGAGAGAGAGCGAGCCGCUUGAAAACUCCCUAAGGAGCAAAGGCAUGAUGAAAAACCUGUGUUUCCGAAUCCUCACCAUGAUUAUAGGUCUUUGUUUGACUGGUACAAUGACAAACCCAUCAAGACAAAGCAGUAAUUUAUUCAAUUCUGAGCGCCAAUGGAACAGAUAUCUUCCGACAGAGCAUUCUGCUGCUGGAAAGCAUGCGACACCCGUGGAUACACAGGUAGCAGCCACAGUGGAUACAAGUUCCAAUUUCUUUAGGGGUCUCUUACAAAUGCACAUGAGAAAAGAAGAAUGGAAUAUAAAACAUCUGGACCUCAGUAACAGUCUCAUACCAAAAAUCACCUUCAGCUCUCUUGCACAUUUUCACAGCUUGGAAGUACUGAACCUCAGCAAUAACACCAUCCACUCCGUGUCAUUGGACCUACCCAGUGUUAAGUCGUCAUGGGUGAAGCGCCACCAAGGCAGCUUGAGAAACGGGCUUCCAUUUCUAAAGUUGCUCAUUCUCAAAGGAAAUAAACUCGGCAGCAUUCCCAAGGGGCUAUGGAAACUGAAGUCAUUACAGAGUUUGGAUCUAUCAUUCAAUGGGAUAUCAGAAAUUGGUAUAUCUGAUUUUCAUAGCUGCCUGCAACUGGAAAACCUCCACUUAAAAAGCAACAAGAUAUUCAGAAUCCAUCCAGCAGCCUUCAAGGACCUAAAAAAAUUACAGGUUGUAGACCUCAGCAACAAUGCUCUGACCACCAUCCUGCCGAUGAUAAUCGUGGCUCUAGAACUUCCCCACCUACAGGCCAACUUGGCUGAUAACCAGUGGCAGUGUGACAACAGCGUGGCAGUCUUCCAAAAUUUUAUUUCAGAAUCCUGGAGGGAAAAGUGGAACACAGUUUGCAACAAGUCCACAGGGAAGGAAGAGGCAUACCAGUGGGCCCCCAAAAGCAGAACAUCAGGAGAGACCCGCCUCCCUCGCAUUAACCUGAACCACCCGAAAAGCCUUGGAAGGAGCAACGCUGAGAGCCCCGGAGAGGCUGGCUUGUUCUCUCUGGGGAAGACAGAUCCUGCCCGCCCUGAGGCCGGUGAGCAGCAGAGACGGCUGCGCAGACGGGUUAGGAGCACCCAGGAUGGGCAAACUGCUGGCAGAAAGGAAGCGGCUUCCUCUUCCCAGGACCUCACCCUGGCCGUCUGCCUGGCCGUCUUCAUCACAUUCCUCGUGGCUUUCUGCCUGGGGGCUUUUGCCAGGCCUUAUGUUGACAGACUGUGGCAACAGAGAUGCCAGAAAAAAAGUCCAGGCUCCGGAGCGGUGUACUCCAACCAGGGCUUCUACGAUGAAAUUGACACUCUGGGGAACACACAGCAGCCAAGGACAGAUCGACACCAAACUUUCCAGGAUGUAAACCUCUAUGAGAACCAAGCCCCCGGCUGGAGGACAGAGGCCAGCCCACACACGGAUGUUGCUCUUAAGGGCACGCUGCAACAGAGCAGAAAGGAGCCUGGUGGCCAGCAGGAAAGGGGACAAUGCAGGGACCCCAGUGGGUCAGGAAGUAGAAGGGAUGAGAAGCUCCCAAAUCACAGCGCGGUCUGGCCCGAUCUCCGAGCCCAGCCCGAUGCUGAGUAUACCCAAGUUACAUGGGCAGGACAGGACCAUCUCCACAGGGAUGACAUUCCUGCAGAAGGAAACUAUGACCCCGGAGCCAGGGAAGUCUCCCCUAGUGAGCCCUCAGUGGGCAUCGCUGCCGAAGCCGUGGGAUUGCAAAACGGCCCUGGCUCAAUCCAGAAGGAUUUCAAUGAGUCAGCCCUGGCUCAAUCCAGAAGGAUUUCAAUGAAAAUGAUGGCUCCUCUCUCGGAAAUGCCAACGCACACAGAAGCUCCGAGGCCUGGCGAGAAUGAGGGAAGAUGGGCUGCUGGACACUUACCUUCUGGGUUUUUUAAGGAGAACUUGCUGAGCGCACAGCAGCAAAGGCUCAAGGGCUUGGGGACAGAGGCAGAGCUUCCCUCCCACCACACUGCAGCCACACUCAGUGACCCAGGACACAUGGACCCGUCCCCGCCUGCUCUCCCUCCAGGGUGGCGCCGGGACCCGCAUGUCACUCCCGCUAACAAGGAACCAGAGCAAAAGCAUGCUUCUGAAGCUUGGUACGAGUUAGACUCCAACUCUGAUUCUGACGAAGGGUCUUUAUUUACUCUAAGUUCAAGUUCAGAGGACUGGAGACACAUGGCUGAGGAGGAAGAAGCCCUUGGCGAGGAGAGCGGGACAGCCCCCGGGCCCCUGGAAGACGAGGACUCAGGGGAAAGGAGAGACAACGUCAUGUCAUUAGAAAGCCUUGGGCACAAAUGUGAGACUCAGGAAGAUCGUUCUGAAAAAGCUCUCAUCUCCAAUCCAGUCUCCGGUUUGUUCGAGACUCACCUAGAAAGCGCCUCUAACAUCAGUAAAUUUGAGGAUCCAUUGACCUCGCCAGGGUCCGUGGGCCACAGUCCGUGCAGUCAUGAGAUCCCUGGCAUGUCCAUUUAUGAGUACAUCUCAGCUCUUCAGCCCCAGCCAGUAGAGUGGCAUUGCUCACUUAGAGACUUGGAAUUUUCAAAUGUGGAUAUUUUACCUCCAACACCAGCAUUUUCAGCCGAAGUUCCCUCAGAUCCUGAUGACAGAGCUGGUCACGAAGGAGAUGUGGACAUUUAUAACUAAGAACCUUAGGUUCAGGGAAUAGACACAGCUCAAAACAACCUUCCUUCCAAGAUCACUGCAGGGGAAAAACUGAAGAUCUUCAGAACAAGAUUCAGAAGGAGUUCCCAUUGUGGUGCAGUGGAAACGAAUCCAACUAGUAA
Messenger RNA from Phacochoerus africanus (Common warthog), 5894 nucleotides. RefSeq names its product leucine rich repeat containing 66 (gene LRRC66). The record is from RefSeq and is a predicted model, not a curated record. Bases 3073 to 5754 code for a protein of 893 amino acids. Lineage: Eukaryota; Metazoa; Chordata; Mammalia; Artiodactyla; Suidae. Gene Ontology annotation, molecular function: protein binding. Gene Ontology annotation, cellular component: extracellular matrix. The transcript is spliced from 5 exons.